AUGUGAUUCCUGCUCUGUUUCACUGUUGUCAUUGCACGGCCAAUGGCGGACAGCGCCCGAGCGUUUAUCUGAAAAACGUAGGUUUCGCGCAAACAUACUCGACUGUCGCUCGGUGAUUUGAAGCGUUCGGAUCGCGCGCGUGUUUUUGGCCCGUCAGCAUGGAUGUGAAUCUGACCAUCUCUCUGAUGCGGGGCCAGAUGGGCGCUGUUAUUGAGAAAGCCGUGAACGUCGCGGUGGAGACCGUGUUAGGAGAGAUGAUCCGGGUGGUCGGGCUCAAAUUCGAGGAGAUUAAACGGGAGAUGACCGCUAAAGAGAAGGAGAACGAGAACAUCAGGAGGAUGCUGGAGACGUCCCGCUGUCAGAUGAAAACUAUGCGCAAGUACAUUAGCGUCCUGUCUGCUAAAGACCCCAACCAUAGACUGUAUCAGGGGGAUGGAGACAUGGCAACGACAUCCACAGGGAUGCACUGCAGAAGAGGGCAGACGAGCAACUCCCCAAACCCCUGUCCCAGACCCAGAGUCUCCGAGCCGGCCCCUGUAGCUGGACCCUCAUGGGUGAGACAGCAGAUGCUCAUGUCCAAAGAAACGUUAAGAAGUGAGAAUCACAUUGCUGAGGUCCAUAUUGAAGAGACUCAUGGAUCAUCGGUGCAUAAAGUGGAGAACUCAAGCUCUCAUCUGGUGGACAGUCAGGCGCUUCUAUCUGAGACCAGUGAUCCGAUCUGGGGUCAGAACCCUCUGGUCUCUGUGGAGACUGGACACACAGACAUGCCGGACAGCAGCGUCCUCUCUGCACCCAUGAUGGCAGAUGAAACCGUGUCAUCCCAAACAACAAGCACAGUGACCUUUGGAGCACCAUCGCUUAAAAUCAAACAGGAGGAGGCGGAGGUUGAGAUAGUCUGUGUGAAGGAUGAACCCGCAGAAGCUGGCAGCAUACCUAGAUUUGAAUAUUCCAACGCUGAUCUUCACCAGCCAGUGGGAGAACCAGAGCUCGGGGUCUCUCUAGAUCUACCCGCGUCAUUUCAAGCUCUCCAGAGUCCAAGCACUUCAGCGGACCUUGCAAUCCCAGCAUUCAUCAGUGUGGACCCAUCUACCUAUGACGACUCUCAGCUGUCGGUGGCAGGGGUCCAAAAGCAGGUGCGUCCCAGACGUAAGGACCUGAAUCUGUAUGAAGAGUAUAAACGCAGCCGGACUCUGAGAGGCCGCAACGCGAGCCGAGGCCGCAGUACAAACCGACGGCGCGAGCUGGAGCAGACUCUACCGCAGGCUCUGCUCGCAGACUUGGUAAGGGAACGAAGGGAAAAGACUCGGCUUCGAGUGGCCCGCUGGCGAGCCAAACGCAAGUUACAAGCCUGUCUGAUGGCCUCGCAGGCCGCGCAGUUUAGCGGCGCCCCGGUGCAGAGUUCGCCCGCCCAGCGCGGCGGCCUGAUCUCCACCCGCAGGCGAGGAGGAGCGAUGGCGCCGCGCGGCGGGCUCGGAAUGAGAAGGGGACUGUCCGAGGCUGGCACAUAUAACCUGCUGCUGCAGCUCGGGCCCAGUUCUGCUCAGUCAGCUGCGGCAUGCGGAAUUAAUGAGGGUCUGAUGGCGCCUGGGCCCUCGGCGCUAUCACAGCACAGAGCCAACGCGCCGAGAUCAACGUAUCAGUGACGAAGCGUUCACCAAGUAAUAAUUUCACCUACACUGAUCCGUGUAAACCUCAUACACAACAAUUGUGCUAUUCAAAAACACACGUUUGCAAACCCAACCAACUGUUUGGUUAUUUAGUAACAUUAAACUGAAAUUCAACUGAGCUGAAUAGCGUAAGCUUAAAGGAAGAAAAGUGUUUUUCGACAAUAUUGUAAAAUCGCUGCACACAGCAGAAACUGAUAUUCGUCCUAGAAAACAGCGGUUUCGGUAGCUCACGUGCUUGAAAUGUUUUUCAUCUGUAUGUUUGACCGCAUUUUUCGGGGUGGAGUUGAAAUACUUAUUUGGUUCGUUCAUUACAAUAUACCUUCACGUUCAUUUUUGUAGCCUGAAUGUUUCAUUGGCACUGUUGGCAGUAACUACGCUGACAUUUGUAUGCCAGUGCUUUCUGAAUGAGCGCGCAUUGCAAAAUUGCUGCGUAAGCUGAUACGUGCGUUUGGUUUUGAGCAGGCAAAUGUGGUUUAACAGAAAAAGCGGUGAAUGCUGCUUAUAGUUUCUGGAAAUUAGUCUCUGUUUUGGUGGCUGAUGUAAUGGUAUGUUUUGGUAUGAAAAGGUAUGGAAUAUUUUUCUGAUAAAAUGCUCAAGAGUAGAGUCACCAUGUCAGUAAUGGGGAAAUCUCCGUAUCAGUUUUGGUUAUAGAUUCAUUUACAGCUAUUAGUUUUGUUUUUUUGUUUGUUAAAACCACAGUGACAGUGCAUAUACGCUAUUGUGACAGUUUCUUCCAUAAUACCACAAUACAAGAGCCUGAGCUUUACGGAUCAAAAGGCACGUUAACAUUUCAGAAAAGUUAUACAUUUCUGACUUAAUAAAGUAUUACCCACGCUACAGUUAAAUUCAGUUUAAUUAGCAUUCUGAGAAAUGACAAGGAAUUUCAAUCAGCUGAGAAUAAAACACUAUCAUUUUUAGAUACACAGUAUGUUUCACAAAGACGGUGAAUAAAUGUUAUUUUAACCCUUUGCAACAAUCACAAAUUUACAUUACAUGGACUCAUUGGGGUUGUGGUUGCUUGUUUUAUGUCACUGUAUUUACACAACUGAUCAUUUUUGAGUUAUUCUGUCUUAAAGUCACUUAACAAUCAUUUAUUUAGUUUGAAAGCUCUACAGUAGAACAAAAGUUCAACGGUUUACAGUAGGUGGGAUGCGAUUUAUAAACAUUAGUUUUUUACAGUUUUCAUGUGCUAUGUUCAGUGUUUUAUGUUGUUUGAAGAUGAAUAAACAUGUAAUGUCGUAAGUAUUACAUUUGUUGGUGUGAAUUAAAUAAAAGAUGCUAAAAUCAA
This is a messenger RNA of Puntigrus tetrazona (Sumatra barb), 2955 nucleotides long. RefSeq lists its product as uncharacterized. Bases 159 to 1643 code for a protein of 494 amino acids. Lineage: Eukaryota; Metazoa; Chordata; Actinopteri; Cypriniformes; Cyprinidae. The record is from RefSeq and is a predicted model, not a curated record. The transcript has 3 exons.